Messenger RNA from Pteronotus mesoamericanus, 4024 nucleotides. RefSeq names its product spalt like transcription factor 2 (gene SALL2). The transcript has 2 exons. Gene Ontology annotation, cellular component: nucleus. The coding region runs from base 252 to 3287 and encodes 1011 amino acids. Gene Ontology annotation, biological process: regulation of transcription by RNA polymerase II. NCBI's taxonomy places the organism in Eukaryota, Metazoa, Chordata, Mammalia, Chiroptera, Mormoopidae. Gene Ontology annotation, molecular function: RNA polymerase II cis-regulatory region sequence-specific DNA binding; DNA-binding transcription factor activity, RNA polymerase II-specific. The record is from RefSeq and is a predicted model, not a curated record.
GCAGCUCCACCCCAUCUCCCCUCUCUCAGCUCUCUCGCGCUCCUGCUCCUCCCACCUCUGCGCUGCCCCGCUCCCCUCCCCCUCCUCCCCAGCUCCCUGCCCCCGCUGCCUUCGCCGAUCUCCAUCUCUGCAGUCUGGGCCGCUGGGUGCAGUGCCUGCCGCAGCCCCAGCGGCCACCGCCACCGCCACCUCCCCCAACCCCCAUCCCCAUUGUCUCCCACUCCACCCGGCCCACUACCUCCCCCAACACCAUGGCGCAGGAAGCCGGGAGAAGCUCUCUUCUCAGGGGGCCCUGCGGGGAGCCAGCGGAGCUUGGAGGUGAUGCUAGCGAGGAGGACCACCCCCAAGUCUGUGCCAAGUGCUGUGCACAAUUCACUGACCCAGCUGAAUUCCUCGCUCACCAGAACGCAUGUUCUACUGAACCCCCUGUAAUGGUGAUAAUUGGGGGCCAGGAGAAUCCCAGCAACUCUUCGACCUCUUCUGAUCCCAGGCCUGAGGGCCACAACAGUCCCCAGGUCAUGGAGACAGAGCACAGCAAUCCUCCGGAUUCUGGGUCCUCGGUGCCCACAGAUCCCACCUGGGGUGGAGAGCGGAGAGGAGAGGAGCCUGCAGGGCAUUUCCUGGUCGCUGCCACAGGUACAGCAGCUGGGGGAGGUGGGGGCCUGAUCUUGGCCAGUCCCAAGCUGGGAGCAACUCCAUUACCUCCAGAAUCCACCCCUGCACCGCCCCCUCCUCCUCCUCCACCUCCGCCCCCAGGUGUAGGCAGCGGCCAUUUGAACAUCCCUCUGAUCUUGGAAGAGCUCCGGGUGCUGCAGCAGCGCCAGAUCCAUCAGAUGCAGAUGACUGAGCAAAUCUGCAGGCAGGUACUACUGCUUGGCUCCUUAGGCCAAACGGUGGGUGCCCCUGCCAGUCCCUCAGAGUUACCUGGGACAGGGACUGCCUCCUCCACCAAGCCCCUGCUUCCCCUCUUCAGCCCCAUCAAGCCUGUCCAAACUGGGAAGACCCUGGCACCUUCUUCCUCCUCCACCUCAUCCUCCACAGGCGCAGAAACACCCAAGCAGGCUUUCUUUCACCUUUACCAUCCACUAGGGUCACAGCACCCUUUUUCUGCUGGAGGGGUUGGGCGGAGCCACAAACCAACACCUGCCCCUUCCCCAGCUCUGCCAGGCAACACAGAUCAACUGAUUUCCUCACCUCACCUGGCAUUCCCCGGCACCACCGGACUGCUGGCAGCACAGUGUCUUGGGGCAGCCCGAGGCCUCGAGGCCACUGCCUCCCCAGGGCUCUUGAAGCCAAAGAACGGAAGUGGUGAGCUGGGCUAUGGGGAAGUGAUGGGUCCCUUGGAGAAACCUGGUGGACGGCACAAAUGCCGCUUUUGUGCCAAAGUAUUUGGCAGUGACAGUGCCCUGCAGAUCCACCUGCGUUCACACACAGGUGAGAGGCCCUAUAAGUGUAAUGUCUGUGGCAACCGCUUCACCACCCGUGGCAACCUCAAAGUGCAUUUUCACCGGCAUCGUGAGAAGUACCCGCAUGUGCAGAUGAACCCUCACCCAGUGCCAGAGCACCUAGACUAUGUCAUCACCAGCAGCGGCCUGCCCUAUGGUAUGUCUGUGCCACCAGAGAAGGCUGAGGAGGAGGCGGCCAUGCCAGGUGGGGGUGUGGAACGUAAGCCUCUGGUGGCCUCCACCACAGCACUCAGUGCCACAGAGAGCCUGACGCUGCUCUCCACUGGUGCGGGCACAGCUGCGGCUCCUGCCCUCCCUGCUUUCAAUAAGUUUGUGCUCAUGAAAGCAGUAGAGCCAAAGAGUAAAGCUGAUGAAAAUACUCCUCCAGGAACUGAGGCCUCUGCUAUCUCAGGGGUGACAGAAAGUGGCACAGCAACUCGCAUGCAGCUAAGUAAGUUGGUGACUUCACUUCCCAGCUGGGCACUGCUUACCAACCACUUUAAGUCCACGGGGAGCUUCCCCUUCCCCUAUGUGCUAGAGCCCUUGGGGGCCUCACCCUCUGAGACUUCAAAGCUGCAGCAACUGGUAGAAAAGAUUGACCGACAGGGAACCGUAGCAGUGGCCUCUACUUCCUCAGGAGUUGCCACCACCUCUGCCCCAGCAGCUUCAUCCUCAGCCUCAUCUGGACCUAACCAGUGUGUCAUCUGCCUCCGGGUGCUGAGCUGUCCUCGAGCACUGCGCCUGCAUUAUGGUCAACAUGGAGGGGAGCGGCCCUUCAAAUGCAAAGUGUGUGGCCGAGCUUUUUCUACCCGGGGCAAUCUGCGUGCACAUUUCGUGGGCCACAAGUCCAGUCCAGCUGCUCGGGCCCAGAACUCAUGUCCCAUCUGCCAGAAGAAGUUCACCAAUGCAGUUUCUCUGCAGCAGCAUGUUCGGAUGCACCUGGGGGGCCAAAUCCCCAAUGGCAGUACCACCCUCCCUGAAGGUGGGGGAGCUGCCCAGGAGAAUGGCUCUGAGCAAUCUACAGUCUCUGGGGCAGGGAGCUUCCCCCAGCAGCCAUCCCAGCAGCCAUCCCCAGAAGAGGAGUUGUCUGAAGAGGAUGAGGAGGAUGAGGAAGAAGAGGAAGAUGUAACUGAUGAAGAUUCUUUGGCAGGAAGAGGCUCAGAGAGUGGAGGUGAGAAAGCGAUAUCAGUGCGAGGCGAUUCCGAAGAGGCAUCUGGGGCAGAAGAGGAAGUGGGGGUGGUAGUGACAGCAGCCACAGCUGGGAAGGAGAUGGACAGCAAUGAGAAAGUGAUUCAGCCUCCUUCUCUGCCGCCGCCACCGCCACCACCACCACUGCCACCACCAUCAGGCGGCCAGGAUCAAACACAGCCAAUGGAGCAGGGAGGCAGUGAUGUUGCAGGAGGCACGGGAGAGGAGGGCAAACCAGAGAGGAGCUCAAGCCCAACAUCAGCACUCACUCUCGAAGGAGAAGGCAGCAGCACCACCUUAGUGGAGGAAUUGAGCGUGCAGGAAGUGAUGAGAAAGGAGCCAGGAGAGGGCGGCAGCAGAAAGGCCUGUGAGGUGUGUGGCCAGACCUUCCUCACCCAGGCAGCUCUGGAGGAGCAUCAGAAGACCCACCCCAAGGAGGGGCCACUCCUCACUUGUGUUUUUUGUAGGCAGGGCUUUCUGGAGAGGGCUACCCUCAAGAAGCAUAUGCUGCUGGCUCACCACCAGGUACAGCCCUUUGCCCCUCACGGCCCUCAGAAUAUUGCUGCUCUUUCCUUGGUUCCAGGCUGUUCACCCUCUAUCACUUCCCCAGGGCUCUCCCCCUUUCCUCGAAAAGAUGACCCUACGAUCCCAUAAGCCUGUUUGGUUUUUUUUUUUUUUUUUUUUUUUUGUACCUGCUGCCCUUUGACCUAGGUUGCUGAAACAAAGAGCUUUGUAGAAAGACCUCGAAGAUUUAUGAGCCCUUAUUUGUCUUUUUGUUUGAGUUCUUAUAUGACAUGUCCCAAGUGGUUUUUCUCUAGUCCCUGAGCUUAGAAAUUGUUAUGCUCAAGGGGGGAUGGCCCCCUGAGGAAUUUUUCUUCUCCUUUCAUUGUUCCUGAGGAAAAUAAAUUCUCUACAGCUUUCACGUUCCCAAGGGAAACCCUCUCCAGCUCCCCUGGGGUGACUUCUCCCCUUUCUUCCCUUCCUCUUCCUUUCCCUUUGGCAAGUGCAUCUGAACACACACAUUUGGAAUUGCAGCCCAGCCCAAAGGGGCUGGCUGCCGUCCCUGGAGGGCCCAGAGCCACUACUCUCUGGUGAGUUUUUGUCCCAAGACAUUCCUGCUCAGCUGGUUAGUGUGGGUCCCUUGCCUUUCUGAAACUAGUACACGGCUCUCCGGUCAAGUGAUCUACCCACCAAGCCUGGGAGUUCCAGUUCCACCUCCACUGCCACUUCAGACCUGGCACCACCAGGGCUGUUUAGCCCAAGAACUGGCUGGGAAGGUGCCUCCAGCAAUGGGAUCCAGAGAGGCCGAGGAAAAAAGAGCCCUCCUCUUAUUUCAGCCUCCUGCAUCCAAGGCAGUGCCUGAGCAGCUUAUAGAAGUAGCAAACUGUAUG